AUGGAUCGCCUCCGUUCGUUGCGCACUAAACUGGAUGAUUAUUUACAUAAGGAUAACCCUUUCAAUGACCUUUUAAAGAAGGCUGAAGAAAAAACAAAAGUCGACCGGGUCAACCUGGUUCUUGGUGCAAUCGUAAUCUUUGUCGUGUAUUUGAUAUUUGGCUAUGGCACGAGCUUCCUUGCCAGUUUCGUUGGCUUCCUUUACCCAGCCUAUCGAUCAAUUAAGGCACUAGAAACGGAAGAUAAGGAGGAUGAUAAAAAAUGGCUGACCUACUGGGUCGUUUUCGCUGCCGUGAGCGUCUUCGAAGCGUUCACAGAUAUUCUGUUUUACUGGAUCCCACUCUAUUCACUUCUGAAGUGUUGUAUGUUCCUCUUCAUGAUGAUUCCAACAGAACCCAACGGCUCCGUGUUGAUAUACCAGCGUAUUAUACGCCCCUACUUUUUGAAACAUGAGAAGAAACUUGAUGAUGCUGUGAAAGCUGCAUCAGACUUGGCAGGUGAUUUCAGUCAAAACGCCUAUUUGCGUUCCCACCGACAACUGGUACCAUUCAGGCUGGUCUCUUAA
This is a messenger RNA of Opisthorchis viverrini, 564 nucleotides long. RefSeq lists its product as hypothetical. The record is from RefSeq and is a predicted model, not a curated record. Lineage: Eukaryota; Metazoa; Platyhelminthes; Trematoda; Opisthorchiida; Opisthorchiidae. The coding region runs from base 1 to 564 and encodes 187 amino acids. The transcript is spliced from 5 exons.